Messenger RNA from Anopheles nili, 712 nucleotides. It is a transcript of the gene RpS9, whose product is annotated as 40S ribosomal protein S9. The coding region runs from base 47 to 634 and encodes 195 amino acids. The transcript is spliced from 3 exons. NCBI's taxonomy places the organism in Eukaryota, Metazoa, Arthropoda, Insecta, Diptera, Culicidae. Gene Ontology annotation, cellular component: cytosolic small ribosomal subunit. The record is from RefSeq and is a predicted model, not a curated record. Gene Ontology annotation, biological process: translation; positive regulation of translational fidelity. Gene Ontology annotation, molecular function: rRNA binding; structural constituent of ribosome.
UUCAACGAGGCAGCACGCGUUUGCGCUCGGUCCCGUCGCGAGCAAAAUGGUGAACCACCGUAUUCCUUCGGUCUUUUCUAAGACCUACGUUACUCCGCGUCGUCCGUUUGAAAAACCCCGUCUUGAUGCGGAAUUGAAGAUUAUUGGCCAAUACGGCCUUCGCAACAAGCGUGAAGUCUGGCGUGUGAAGUACACGUUGGCCAAGAUUCGCAAGGCUGCUCGUGAGCUCUUGACACUGGAAGAGAAGGACGAAAAGCGUCUGUUCCAAGGUAAUGCCCUGCUGCGUCGUCUGGUGCGCAUUGGUGUGUUGGACGAGUCACGGAUGAAACUCGAUUACGUUCUCGGUCUCAGAAUUGAAGAUUUCCUCGAGCGUCGUUUGCAGACCCAGGUGUUCAAGCUGGGCUUGGCUAAGUCCUACCAUCAUGCACGUGUUCUGAUCCGUCAGAGACACAUUCGUGUCCGCAAACAGGUCGUGAACAUUCCUUCGUUUAUCGUACGACUGGAUUCCCAGAAGCACAUUGACUUCUCAUUGAAGUCUCCGUUCGGCGGUGGUCGUCCAGGUCGCGUUAAGAGGAAGAACCUGAAGAAGGGCCAGGGUGGCAGCGGCGGCGCCGAAGAAGAGGAGGAAGAUUAAACUUGAGAAACUUGCAAAAAUGGUUUCCGAUUUGCGUUGUUACUCCUUAUGGGGGCAAUAAAACUACGUCAUAACUGA